CCACCUUUUGCACCCUACAGCUACCACAGCACCCACGACAAUGACCCCACCAACAAUUUACACCCCAUCGGCACUUCCGUCAUAUUUACCCUCACCCAUGGACUAUCUUCUACUCCGUAUGCUGCUCAAAAGCAUUUCUCCUCCUGUUUCUACCCUAACCUCUUGAUCGAGUCCUUUUGAAGCCACCAAGUAAACAUGUCUGACACCGUGGGAAAGACCAUUACGUGCAAGGGUGCUGUCGCCUGGGAGGCUGGCAAAGACCUUUCCAUUGAAGACAUCGAAGUUGCUCCACCUCGAGCACACGAAGUCCGGAUCAAGAUUCUAUACACUGGUGUCUGCCAUACUGAUGCAUACACUCUGUCUGGCAAGGACCCUGAGGGUGCCUUCCCCGUCGUCCUUGGUCACGAGGGUGCUGGUAUCGUGGAGUCGGUAGGCGAGGGCGUCACCAACGUCAAGCCUGGUGACCACGUCGUUGCCCUUUAUACACCGGAAUGCAAAGAAUGCAAAUUCUGCAAGUCUGGCAAGACCAACCUUUGUGGAAAGAUCAGAGCCACCCAAGGCAAGGGCGUUCUGCCAGACGGAACCAGUCGAUUCAAGUGCAAGGGCAAGGACUUGCUCCAUUUCAUGGGAACAUCGACUUUCAUCCAAUACACUGUUGUUGCAGAUAUCUCUGUCGUCGCCAUCACCGACAAGGCUCCGUUGGACCGAGCAUGCCUGCUUGGUUGUGGAAUCACCACCGGUUAUGGUGCGGCCACCAUUACCGCCAAUGUUGAAAAGGGCUCCAACGUCGCCAUCUUCGGUGCGGGCUGUGUCGGCCUCUCCGUCAUCCAAGGUGCCGUUAAAAAUGGUGCGGCCCGAAUCAUCGUCGUGGACGUCAAUGACAAGAAGGAGGAAUGGGCAAAGCAGUUUGGUGGUACCGAAUUUGUCAACCCCACCAAGCUCAAUGGCAAGAGCAUCCAGGAACAUCUCGUCGAAAUUACCGAUGGAGGUCUUGACUAUACCUUUGACUGCACCGGUAACGUGGGAGUGAUGCGAGCUGCGCUUGAGGCUUGCCACAAGGGCUGGGGACAGUCAAUCAUCAUUGGUGUUGCCCCUGCUGGUGCUGAAAUCUCCACCAGACCAUUCCAGCUCGUCACCGGCCGUGUCUGGAGAGGCUGUGCCUUUGGAGGAGUCAAGGGUCGCACCCAGCUCCCGGGACUGGUCCAAGAUUACCUAGAUGGCCAACUUAAAGGUUUGUUGGGCCGGCCUCGAUGGCGCAAUGCAUGCUAACGACGAGUCAGUGGACGAGUUCAUCACACAUCGACAGCCUCUCGACAAGAUCAACGAAGCUUUCCAUGACAUGCAUGCAGGAGACUGCAUCCGCUGUGUUGUUGACUUGGGAUCGAAUUGACUACACUCGGACCCAACAACGUUUCCGAAGCUGUAAGCGAUGGGGGCAUAAUGGCUGUGACCAAUAUGGAAAAUCUUUGCUUGUUGGCCACGAUUUUUGCAAAAGAUCGCGCAAAUUGUGUCGUGCAUUUCCAUAUGCGGUGCAAAGCCCCAAAAAGUAAAUACCCAAUAUCAUGAACAUCAAACACGUCCUGUCUCUUGAUAGUCGCAGCCUAUCACAUGAAAUCCGAAGGCUUCGUUCUGACAACUUGUAGACGUUUAAUGCGUCCAUCAGACAAUGAAACGGUUGUGCUC
Molecule: messenger RNA, 1683 nt
Organism: Exophiala mesophila
Lineage: Eukaryota; Fungi; Ascomycota; Eurotiomycetes; Chaetothyriales; Herpotrichiellaceae
Product: S-(hydroxymethyl)glutathione dehydrogenase, variant
Exons: 7
Coding region: 196-1269 (357 amino acids)
Biological process (GO): formaldehyde catabolic process
Cellular component (GO): cytosol
Molecular function (GO): zinc ion binding; S-(hydroxymethyl)glutathione dehydrogenase [NAD(P)+] activity
Source: RefSeq, a predicted model, not a curated record